AUGUCAAACGAGAUCUAUGACAACCCAAGUAUUGUCCAAAAAAUGAACGCUUCUCCAAAAAAAGCUUCACCAAAGGGUCAAUCAACAGCAAGUCCCGUAUCUUCUGAAUACGUUGUGGGAUUGCUUGAGGAAGUUCGUGCCGAAAACGUCAAGCUUAAAGCGGAAAAUGAUGAGCUUAAGAGUCGUGCUGCUGAGGAGAAGCUCAAUAUUGUGGACGUCAUGAAAGCUCAAAUUGCGACUCUCCCUGGCUAUAUGAAUUGGCUCGAAUCCAAGAGUCGCAAGAAGAAACAGAAGAUGGAGAAAUAG
This is a messenger RNA of Meloidogyne enterolobii, 306 nucleotides long. Lineage: Eukaryota; Metazoa; Nematoda; Chromadorea; Rhabditida; Meloidogynidae. The record is from the annotation of a GenBank genome assembly.